This is a messenger RNA of Anguilla anguilla (European eel), 3453 nucleotides long. RefSeq lists its product as uncharacterized. Bases 1572 to 2447 code for a protein of 291 amino acids. Gene Ontology annotation, biological process: T cell receptor signaling pathway; regulation of T cell proliferation. The transcript is spliced from 6 exons. NCBI's taxonomy places the organism in Eukaryota, Metazoa, Chordata, Actinopteri, Anguilliformes, Anguillidae. Gene Ontology annotation, cellular component: external side of plasma membrane. The record is from RefSeq and is a predicted model, not a curated record.
UUUUGAAAGUCUUAAACACAAGACUGCACGAGUAAAACUUAAAGUAGCUUAAGUAUUAUUAUAUACUCUAAACUGCUCCCUUCACGUGUAUGCUUAUUUUGUGCUAAAUGUACAUGUAGUGAUGGUAGGGUGAAUGUAAUUAAAAUGAAAGGUGAUACAAUCGUCAAAAACCAAAACGUAACUAACAAAUUGCAAUUAGUUGAGGUGCUGAGCAUAGACCCACGAAGAACGAAAGUGAAGCUCACAGCUCUCCUAAGCUCACCUUCAUUGUGAAAAACAGACAAAGUUCCUAUCCCUUAAAUUUCAUCGUCUGUCUGCUCCGCAUGAAGAUAAUAUUUACGUUCUCAGUAAAGCUGAAGCGGGGUAUUUCUCAUAACCCUGUCGUUGAAAGCGAGCUUGCUUCCUCUACGGUAUUCAGCGCACUCUGGAAAACAUGAGAGCGUUUUUCUUGCAAACGCUGAAAUUUGCCCACACAUUUCCUCCGCUAUCUGCAAAAUGUUUAAGCCCGGGGAACGAGAGUAGACACUAAAAUGUCUCCUGAAAUCGUCAGCGAAACCACUUCAGUGAGCACACUGUCAGGAUUACACCAAUAAAGGAAAGGGGGUCUAUAAAUCAUAAGCCAAUCACAGGUGGGAAAAACUUAAGAGGGCGGUUUGCAAACUUAAAAUAGUGAGAAUUAUGUGAUUUUAUGACAGAGCAACCUCCACUCAACUUUUUACCAACUGAUGGGGCAUGUCUCCAAUAAUAGAUAUUAAGCAAGUAAGCAAAGAUUUUCAAGGAAUCACGGACAGAGGGGAAAGGUGGUCGAUACAAUGGAUGUAACUUUUACUAACCAUUGAAGUCACCAGCUAUUCUACUGUGUACAUGACCUUAUCUGCUCACGCUGAAGAACUGUGUGAGCCUCAGACAUUUCUGGCCUGCGGAAACAGAAGAACAUCAUCAAAGCUGGGCUGAUUUUGUCCUGUUUAAGCAGAAGAGCUCUAAGCAAACCACAGCCAGUUAUGUCCUGCAAAAACACCUGUGGUUCACCCUGGUCUGGUGAAAUAUACAAAGAUUAGCUGCAGCUGACUUUGUCUUAUUUAAAAAUGUUAACAGAGCCUAGGAUGGCUCUCUCCUGCUAAACGGAUUACAGUGGCAGACUUGGUCUGAAAAGCCUGUUGCUAAAUUUGAAUGUUAGUUGCACUGUUCAUAUAAAAAGACCUCAGAUUCUAUAAAAUGGUAUUCUCUAGACAUGUUUGUGUGUAAUCUUUCACUGAGGUACACAUUUAUUUAGGUAGUUUAACUGUGUCUCUGUAACUGGCUAGUACUAUUAUGUUUAGAUAGCCCAAUAGGACAACUGCAGUUACACGUUUUUGAAUUAAAUGAUAAAUUCUAAUAAUUAUGAUAAUACAUAUAGGCCUAUCUUUCAUAAGGGAUCACAUUCUAAUCUCAUAUACAAAAUCUUUUCCUUCCAAGUAAUAAAGAGGGCGAUGGAAAUGAUAUCACAGGUAAAGGUUAUGAGUGUUUAAUAGUUCCAGGCAACAGCCUGUGUAGAAAACACCUGAAGACGUUUUUAAUGUCUUCGGAUUUUAAUGUCCCCAGAACCUUUGAUCGCCGCUUUCACAAUCUUAACAGAAACUCUCGCACCUCUGAACUAUUUCCUUGAUGUGUUUCCCCAAAAAAACACACCCACGCAACGAUGCACACGCGCAGCAAAAACAGUACAUGCGACGAUGGUCCCUCCAUUCUACGGGAAGCCAGAAACGAUGGCUGAGCGCUUCUUCCUGCUGUUGUUCGUUCCACUGUCUGUAAGUUUUGGCAAAGAGUUCCGAGUGGUCCAGAACAAGACCCAGCUCAUAAACCCAGACGGUUCUGUGACAAUCAACUGUGAGCUCCAUGACUCAGUGGAGACCUGGGUGAUGCAAGGCUCUCUCAAAUGGAAUGGCUCAACAGUCUGUCUGCCGUCAAACGAGCAUUCAAACGAGUGCGUCUGGAGAAACAGUUCGCUUCCUCACUACCAGUUCACACUCUUUAACCCGCGACUGGACAGUGAGGUUGCAUAUGUAUGCGAAUUCAGAAGGAUGAUUCCCCCUCCUGUACAAAUAAAACAGGGGGCAGGCACUAAGGUGGUCUCAGCACCAUCGCAGCCGUGCGCCACUGCAGCCACAGUACUGCAGUGCCCAGAGCCCGGGCCGCUAAACUGGGUACUGCUGGGCCUGGCUGGCUUCCUGCUUCUCUGCUUCCUGGCUGUCACCUGCGCUUACAUAAGGCUGAAGGUCCAGCAGGAAAAAGAAAUGGAUGGUUCACUGACAUACGUCCCUAUGCAGCCUCCCCAGUCCCACACGGGAAACAUGAGGAAUGGUGACCCUGAAAGCAACACCACCUACAUGGACAUGCGCAAAAUGCAGUUGCCAGGCAGGAUAUCACGAAGAGACAUGAACUACAAUUCCCAUCAGAUGAAAUGCUGAUAUCUCAAGAUAUGAACUACAAUUCCCAGUAAGCCUUUACCUCCAAGAGUGACAGGAUAUCUGCCAAAGAAUAUGGAUUACGUGACAAGAGUUCAUCCCUCUGACACUUCAGAUUUCAAGCAUCAAUAAGAAAUACCAUUCCUUUACACUUACACAAUUCAAGCAGUAUUCAUUUCUGACUGAACCAUUGGGAAUUAGUAGAGCUUGUCAAACCAGCAUUGUUUUCAUACCUUUUUUAUACCAUACCAUUUUUUUAAGUUCCAAAAGGAAUAUAUUCACACGUACCACUUAUUCAAAAAAAAAAAAGAAUGAUCUAUAUUUUGAGAAAAAAGUCCUGUGUCCUGUUUCAGCCUUAACUGUUUCAAUAUAAACAACCCCCUUGGCCUUUUUAAAGGGCAAAUGGUUUACAUACUCUAAUGGUUCAAAAUAAUUCACUUGCAAUGGCUCAGUUACAGGUCACUUCAGUAGUUUAUUUUACCUUGAAUGUGUAAAACUGUAAAUAUAAACACAUUAGUGUGCCCUGAUAAAAGCAUCAGGUUUUUCUAAUUGAAUUUCCUCUUCAGUGUAAUAUAUUCAAAGAUAUAUAACAACAAUAGUGCAGCAAAAACAUUUUAAAAGCUGCCAACAGUCUUUUUGUAAAGUCCUAAUUCAUGUAUAUCCAAUUGUAUGUCAUGUUUUGAAUGACCUUCAGCUGUUUUUGACCUUCAGGUAAUAGGUAAAAAAUACAAAACAGACUGCUGUUCAGUAGCAGAAAAUAUUGUCUUUAAAAAAUAAAUUAAUUUAAAAAGAUUCUGUAAAAUAUCUGUAAACAUGCUUAUAUAACAAAGAACAUAACAAAAGUACACAGACCUUUAGCUACUGAUGGAAGUUACGUUACAUUCUAGCUUUUGUUUUCAGGCAUGUGUUCUGCUACGUACUAGUUAAUUUUACAGACUGGCAUAUUGCUUGCUGACCAGCUUUUAUCUAUGCUCUGGUUUUCUAGUUCAAUAAACUUUUCUGAAUUCAA